Molecule: messenger RNA, 831 nt
Organism: Phlebotomus argentipes
Lineage: Eukaryota; Metazoa; Arthropoda; Insecta; Diptera; Psychodidae
Product: juvenile hormone acid O-methyltransferase-like
Exons: 2
Coding region: 1-831 (276 amino acids)
Source: RefSeq, a predicted model, not a curated record
AUGGAGAAGAAGGACGAAAAGUAUGACAUUCAAAAGUUUCGUGCAGUGAUAGAAUAUCGCAAGGAAAAUCUUCAGCCUUCUUUUGAUCGCCUCUCUCGAAAGAUUCAAUGGCACGGCGGCGAAAGAGUUCUGGACAUCGGCUGUGGUCCUGGAGACAUCACGAGAUCGUGCAUUCUUCCUUUGCUUCCACAGAACUUUGAGAAGCUCGUGUGCGCGGACAUUUCACCAGAAAUGCUCGAAAUUUGCAAGUCUGAAUUCACUGGGGUUGAGAAUGUGGAAUUCCUGCAAAUGGACAUUCGCAAGUCCCCCGAAGAAUCCCUGAAAGGAAGUUUCAAUAGGGUCUUCUCAACACAUUGCUUCAUGUAUGUUUCCGAUCAAAAGAUGGCUUUGAAGAACGUCUUCGAUCUCCUGAAGCCCGGAGGAGAUUGUUGGAUAAACCAAUUUGCUGUUCCUUCAAUUUUGCAACCUCUGUUUAUAUUGGCUGAAUCUCCUAAAUGGAAGGAAAAAUUACACGGAUUUCGUAAUGUGCAUAUUUAUCCUUACAAUGAAGAUCCGAAUCCAAUUGCAACUGGCACUAAAUAUAUGAAAUCUGUUGGUUUUACCGACAUUUCGGUCACUAUCGAGGAAUCCUACCUCCAAAUGGAAUCAGAGAUAUUGUGCAAAUGCCUUCCAAAUCCAUCAAAGGACUUCAAAGAAGAAGACAAAGAGGAACUGAUGAGGGAUCAAAUAGAAGUUGCACGAUCAUUGAAUUUCUUCAAGGAGGAUUUCGCAACAAAACUCAAAAGGGAACCGCAUAAAUUUCUUGUGUUUUAUGGAAGAAAACCUCAAUAA